UGCUGGAAGUAUUUAGAACACAACGAUUUGAUUGGCUACGCAUCUGACACAAGCCCCGCCCACACGGCGCUGAGGUCCACCCACUUUGAGGUCUCUGUGCUGAAACAGACUUGGGAAACAUUCACAUCAUCCCACAAGAGAAGAACAAACUCCGGGUGCAGCAGCUGAAGUCAGUGACUGUCAAAGACAGAGUUUGUUAAAGAGGAGAUUGAAGACAUGAGUGAUCCAGAACCAUCAAGAAUAAAAAAAGACCAGAUGAAAGUGACUGAGCAAGAACUGAGUGAAGAGGAGGAGCAACACCGUGACUUCAAAACACUAAGAAGAAAAGCCAAAAAGCCACAGCAGACUUGUAAAGAUUCAUCACACCUGAAUGACCAUAUGAAAGAGAAACCUCUCAUCAAGAGUCGCUCAUUGGUGGAACAUUGUAAACGUCGCCAGAGAACUCAUAAUGAAGUGAAAGAACACGUGUGUCGUGAUUGUGGGAAGUGCUUUACUAGAGCUGACACUCUGCAACAGCACAAAAGCAUUCACACUGGAGAAAAACCUCACAAGUGUUCAUAUUGUGACAAGAGUUUCACUCAGGCGGGAACCAUGAGAAUACACGAGCGAGUUCACACUAGAGAGAAACCGUAUCACUGUACUCAGUGUGGAAAGAGUUUCACAUAUAGAACUAAUCUCAAUAUUCACCUCCUCGUUCACUCCGGAGAAAAUCCAUUCACCUGUGAUCAGUGUGGUAAAGAUUUUAAAACAUCACUUCAUCUCAAAAACCACAUGAGAAUUCACACAAAUGAAAGGCCUUAUGCAUGUUCAUUUUGUGGAAAGGGUUUUGCUCGGCUGGAUCAUUGUAAACGUCACCAGGAAACACACACGGGUAAGAAAGAUCAUGUGUGUCAUGAGUGCGGGAAGAGUUUUAUUAGAGCUGAUAAUCUGAAACAGCACCAAAGGAUUCACACUGGAGAAAAACCUUACAAGUGUUCGUAUUGUGACAAGAGUUUCAAUCAGUCUGGACAGCUGAAAGUACACAAGCAAGUUCACACUGGAGAGAAACCGUACUACUGCCCUCCCUGUGAGAAGAGCUUUAGAUUUGUAAGAAGCCUUGACAUUCACAUGAAAAAAUGUCCUAAGUUGUCACGAGCAACAUUUUCAUGUUAGAACAGUCAUAGUGUGAGAUAAACAAAAUAUUGAGUUUCUCUCAAAAGCCCACAAACAUUUAGUUUGAUUUUGUGAAUUUUGACUUGUUCUCAGUCUGAUUAAGGAACAAUAGAGUGCAGGAUGUUCAAGCUAUAAUCAAAGCUAAACUGAUGGACAACAACUCUGGAGCCACAUACCGGCUAUCUCCUACACAAAAGAUGAUCGUUAAAUUUAGGCAGAUAACUCAUGAGGAAUGUCAUGGUUUUUCCCCCCGAGGACAGAGAGCAAAAAACCUUUUGACCUUCCUCAGAGAACAGAAGUCUCGCUUAAAGAAUGGCUGUCCUAACAUAUCAAAAUGCAUAUGAUUAUCUGACUUAUAACCAAACAUCAUUCCAUUGCAUAAUGCCACAUCAUCUGUGUAACCCAAUGAUUUGACUGUUCACCUGUUGUUUAUGUGCAGUGCCUGAAGUGGGCAAAAAAGUGUUCUCUACCACCUUUCAGAAAUAAAAAUAAAA
Molecule: messenger RNA, 1646 nt
Organism: Carassius auratus (goldfish)
Lineage: Eukaryota; Metazoa; Chordata; Actinopteri; Cypriniformes; Cyprinidae
Product: zinc finger protein 239-like
Exons: 3
Coding region: 217-1152 (311 amino acids)
Biological process (GO): regulation of transcription by RNA polymerase II
Cellular component (GO): chromatin; PcG protein complex; transcription regulator complex
Molecular function (GO): DNA-binding transcription factor activity, RNA polymerase II-specific; RNA polymerase II cis-regulatory region sequence-specific DNA binding
Source: RefSeq, a predicted model, not a curated record